Molecule: messenger RNA, 489 nt
Organism: Gongylonema pulchrum
Lineage: Eukaryota; Metazoa; Nematoda; Chromadorea; Rhabditida; Gongylonematidae
Source: the annotation of a GenBank genome assembly
AUGCUGACUAAACUAAUAGAAGUGAAUUAUGACAUUGCAAACAGCCUUUCGAUGAUUGCAAAUAUGGCAGUUAUUGUACUGUUGCACUGCAAGAAAGCUCGAAAAUUGCUGGGGCCAUAUCGCUGGAUUAUUUUGAUUGCAGCAGCAAUUCAAUUCAGCUCCAGUUUCACCACAUUUCUUACACCAUAUAGAUAUCAUUUAUUCAUGUCAUUGGCAAUACUGCUCUUCUGCUUGUUGAUUGUGCUCGAAGAGUUCCUCUACUUGCGAGGAGUGGAAAUCACAUACGACAAGAAUCACUAUGUAUUGAAACGCUCCACACGAAAGAUAACAAUUUAUGAACCGUUCUGGACUGUAAUGAUGUUCUAUUUUCCGCAAAUGAUAAGCUCCUUGGUAACUUGCUUUUGUACAUACAGUAUUCAUAAAGAACUUCGCAAAUCAGCAACAAGCGAGCGAACGAAAGCAUUGCAAAAGCAGCUUACUGUAGCUAUG